This is a messenger RNA of Castor canadensis (American beaver), 639 nucleotides long. NCBI's taxonomy places the organism in Eukaryota, Metazoa, Chordata, Mammalia, Rodentia, Castoridae. The record is from RefSeq and is a predicted model, not a curated record.
AUGUUGCAUGGAGCUGUGUGGCGACUUCAGGGGCAGGGGAAUGGGAAUGUUGAGCUUAAGCUAUGUAUUGAUCUUCCCAUUCCUCCCAUGGUUAGUCGUUUCUUAUUUGCAGAUUCAGAGAGGGUUUUGCUUCUCGCUGGUUAUGGGACCCCGCUGGAGUGUGGUGGUGACCCUGCCUCUGUGGCUUCUCUGCUGAAGGGUCUAUUGCCAGAAGAAAUUCAACAGCAGAUAGUCCCAGAGACUUUCCACCUUGUCCUCAAGCGAGAUGACAUCUGUAACUUCUUAGAGGAUCAGUUUGGUGCGCCUGACUACAAACUGAUUUACCAGCACUAUGCUAUUCUCUACUUUGUAUUUUGUGUGGACGCAUACAAAAGUGAACUUGGGAUCUUGAACCUCAUCCAGGUACACUACAUCCUCCAGAAGGUGGUGAUGUGCGGGAUGAUGUUGGCAAUAAACAUGAACGAAAUCAUGUCUCAGAUCGAGGCUCAGAAGAAGCUGGAGAAAUCGGAGGGUGGCCUUUCUGCAGCCCCUGUCCGGGCUGUGUCUGCUGUGAAAAACAUGAACCUGCCAGAGAUUCCACACAAUAUCAACAUCGGUGACCUCAACAUCAAGGUCCCCAACCUGUCCCAGUUUGUCUGA